This is a messenger RNA of Letharia columbiana, 1611 nucleotides long. RefSeq lists its product as uncharacterized. Lineage: Eukaryota; Fungi; Ascomycota; Lecanoromycetes; Lecanorales; Parmeliaceae. The record is from RefSeq and is a predicted model, not a curated record. Bases 1 to 1611 code for a protein of 536 amino acids. The transcript is spliced from 2 exons. Gene Ontology annotation, molecular function: flavin adenine dinucleotide binding; oxidoreductase activity, acting on CH-OH group of donors.
AUGACCACCACCAAGCUCUCCGCCUCAGAGGCCGAUAGCUUCGACUACCUGAUAGUAGGCGGUGGUACAGCGGGGUGUGUCAUCGCUAGCCGAUUGGCAGAGUAUUUACCGAAGAAGAGAAUACUACUGAUUGAAGCUGGUCCGAGCGAUUUCAUGAACGACAAGGUUCUAAACCUGAAAGAUUGGCUGAACCUCCUGGGUGGCGAGCUGGACUAUGACUAUGGGACUACGGAGCAGCCAAAUGGUAACUCGCACAUCCGCCACUCCCGAGCAAAAGUCCUCGGCGGUUGCUCCUCCCACAACACCCUUAUAUCCUUCCGUCCCUUCGCCCACGACGCCGCUAUCUGGGAAUCUCUCGGCUGCACAGGCUGGUCCUUCGACACCUUCAACCGCCUCCUCGACUCCAUCCGCAACACCGUGCAACCCGUCCAUUCCCGCCACCGCAACCAGCUCUGCAAGGACUGGGUCGAGUCCUGCUCCACUGCCCUCUCCAUCCCCGUAAUCCACGACUUCAACCGCGAGAUUGCCCGGAACGGAAACCUAGAGUCCGGCGUCGGCUUCUUCUCCGUGGCGUACAACCCCGACGACGGCCGCAGGAGCAGCGCGAGCGUCGCCUACAUCCACCCCAUCCUCCGCGGCGACGAGCACCGACCCAACCUCACCAUCCUAACGGACGCCUGGGUCAGCCGCGUCAACGUGCACUCCUCGACCGUCACAGGCGUCAACAUAACCCUGCAAUCCGGCACCACCCUCACCCUGACCGCCCGCAAGGAAACCAUCCUCUGCGCCGGCGCAAUCGACACCCCCCGCCUCCUCCUCCACUCCGGCAUCGGCCCCUCCGCCCAACUCACCGCCCUCAACAUCCCCGUGGUCGCCUCCAUCCCCGGCGUCGGGCACAACCUGCUCGACCACCCGGAAAGCAUCAUCAUGUGGGAACUGAACCGGCCCGUGCCCCCGAACCAAACGACCAUGGACUCCGACGCCGGCAUCUUCCUCUCCCGCCCCGGGCACACGCCCGGCGUCGCGGACAUCAUGAUGCACUGCUACCAGAUCCCCUUCUGCCUCAACACCGCCCGCCUCGGCUACGACACCCCCAUCGACGCCUUCUGCAUGACGCCCAACAUCCCCCGCCCCGAAUCCAAAGGCCAACUCUACCUGACCUCCGCCGACCCGAGCGUCAAGCCCGCCCUCGACUUCCGCUACUUCAGCGACCCGGCCGGCCACGACGCGGCCACCCUGGUCGCCGGCCUCCGCGCCGCCCGCCGCGUCGCCGCCCAGCCCCCCUUCUCCGCCUGGCUGGCGCGCGAGGUGGCCCCGGGCCCCGCCGUCCAGAGCGACGCCGACCUCGGCGCCUACGGCCGCUCGGCCGCCCACACCGUCUACCACCCGGCCGGGACGACCAAGAUGGGCGACGUGGCCCGCGACGCCAUGGCCGUCGUGGACUGCGGGCUGCGGCUGCGCGGGCUCGGGGGGGUGCGCGUCGCGGACGCGGGGGUGUUCCCCGCCAUGACGAGCGUGAACCCGAUGCUGACGGUGCUGGCGAUUGGGGAGCGGUGCGCGGAGAUGGUGGCGGAGGAGGCGGGGUGGAAGGGUGCGAGGGCGAGAUUGUGA